This is a messenger RNA of Terrapene triunguis (Three-toed box turtle), 709 nucleotides long. Its product is annotated as long-chain specific acyl-CoA dehydrogenase, mitochondrial-like. Gene Ontology annotation, cellular component: mitochondrion. Gene Ontology annotation, molecular function: long-chain fatty acyl-CoA dehydrogenase activity; flavin adenine dinucleotide binding. Gene Ontology annotation, biological process: carnitine metabolic process, CoA-linked; long-chain fatty acid catabolic process; fatty acid beta-oxidation using acyl-CoA dehydrogenase. NCBI's taxonomy places the organism in Eukaryota, Metazoa, Chordata, Testudines, Emydidae. The transcript has 5 exons. The annotation marks the transcript as partial. The record is from RefSeq and is a predicted model, not a curated record.
GAUGAUGGUAUUGAUUGAAUUUGAAAGUGAGGGACUACUGCUGCUGGACCUUAGCCCUGCGUAUCUGCAGACUGAAAAUCAUGAGUUGGUACGUCAAGAAACAUCUUCUGCUAAAACGUUAAUGGAUAUUGGAACUCGAAGGAUCUUCUCUUCGGAUCAUGAUAUCUUCAGGGAAAGUGUGAGGAAAUUCUUCCAGGAAGCAGUGCUUCCUUACCAUGCAGAAUGGGAGAAGGCUGGCCAGGUGAGCAGGGAGCUCUGGGAAAAAGCUGGACAACAGGGACUGCUCGGUGUCAAUAUAUCGGAAAAACAUGGUGGCAUUGGAGGGGAUCUGCUCUCUUCAGCAGUGGUCUGGGAAGAGCAGAUGUAUGUUAAUUGUACUGGCCCAGGAUUCAGCCUUCAUUCAGAUAUUGUCAUGCCCUACAUCGCAAACUAUGGCUCAAAAGAUCAGAUUGAACGGUUUAUCCCUGAAAUGUCUGCAGGCAAAUGUAUUGGCGCUAUAGCCAUGACAGAACCUGGGGCUGGCAGUGAUUUGCAGGGUGUACGAACGUAUGCAAAAAAGGAUGGAAGUGAUUGGAUUCUCAAUGGAAGUAAGGUAUGUGAGCGGAUGUGCUCUGACUUAUGGUGCUUGGGUACUGAAUACAUCCAGUUAGUGAGAGAAUUUACUUCAUUCUACAGCUGCUUUCCCAGCUCUUAGUGUCUCUACCCCUUU